Colletotrichum truncatum is the source of this 477-nucleotide messenger RNA. RefSeq lists its product as uncharacterized. The record is from RefSeq and is a predicted model, not a curated record. NCBI's taxonomy places the organism in Eukaryota, Fungi, Ascomycota, Sordariomycetes, Glomerellales, Glomerellaceae.
AUGCGCUUCACCCUUGCUCUCCUUUUCUUCUUGCUCACCCUCACCGCUGCGCUUCCUGUCGCCGACCCCGCCAACAACAAAGCGUCUUCGGACAAGAAAAAGCUUGUCAACGGCAUUAAUGAUAAUAUCAAAGCGGGUAAAAAGGAAAUUUCAGCUACCGAAAAGGCCCAAGACGCUGCCAAGAAAAAUGAUGGAAAGGCCCUCAAAAAGGACGAGAAGAAUAUAGGCAGUGCUUUGGACGAGGCAACCAAAGCUCGCAAGAAGAAUCAAAAGAUUGCCGGGAACAAAGACCCUGCUUUAACUAAGGGCUUAGGCAAGGUAGAACAGGCACAAAAGGGUGCUAAGAAGACCGUAAAUGGUCUCACUGGUGAUCCCAAGAAGGAUAAGGGAUCGCUUGACAAGUUGGACAAGACAUUCAAAAAGGGCAAGGCGACCAAUGCCGAGAAUCUGAAGGAGGCCAAGAAGAACUUCAACUGA